This is a messenger RNA of Maudiozyma barnettii, 1902 nucleotides long. Its product is annotated as translation initiation factor 2A. Gene Ontology annotation, cellular component: cytosolic small ribosomal subunit. Gene Ontology annotation, molecular function: mRNA binding; protein binding; ribosome binding. Gene Ontology annotation, biological process: translational initiation. Bases 1 to 1902 code for a protein of 633 amino acids. The record is from RefSeq and is a predicted model, not a curated record. Lineage: Eukaryota; Fungi; Ascomycota; Saccharomycetes; Saccharomycetales; Saccharomycetaceae. The transcript has a single exon.
AUGUCCUCUCAGUUCUUCCUAAAGACCAACAAGGAUAUCGAGCUGUUCCAAGGCUACCCGGAGUUCAACGAAUGCAACCACACCUCCAAAGUGUCCCAGGUGAUCAGCUCCGUGGUGUCCCCAUGUGGUAGAUUCCUAGCACUGUCCACAAAGGAAGCCGUCCAGGUGUUCUGCGGUGCAAACUUCGAGACCUUGCUGCUAGAGGCUAAGAUUCUGGACGUGUACGAUAUCAAGUUCUCCCCAUCGGGUAAUUUCCUGAACACCUGGGAAAGGCCUUUGACUUCGGACCCGGAACAUAAGAACGUCAAGAUUUGGUUCCUUAAUCAGGAGAUCCCCGAUGCGACUAAGGUGGAACCAGUGUACGACUAUAAGUAUAAAUCUCAAAGCAACUGGUCUUUGCAAUACUCCAAACUAGAUAACUUCGCUAUGAAAUUGUUCUCUAAAGAUCUAAGAAUUGUGAAAUUGUCUAUGAAGGAACCAAAUUUUGAUUUCAACAAACCUUUUGCCACUUUGAGUUUAGACCAGGAUCAAAAUGACCAGAAUAGAAAAUUCACUACAUAUUUGGUCUCCCCAUCAGAACAUCCUACCAUUUGUACUUUCAUGCCUGAAAAAUCCGGGAAACCUGCUCAAUUGACCAUUUGGCCUAUCCUCGAAGGGAAAAUCACGAAGAAGAUCGCCACGAAAUCGUUUUUCAAAGCCGAUUCUUGUCAAUUGAAAUGGAACUCCCAAGGUAAUGCCAUCCUAUGUCUUGCCAUCACCGAUUUCGAUUCGCAAAAUAAAUCCUAUUACGGUGAAAACACUCUGUAUUUACUAUCGUUCCAAGGGGUUAACGGUACUUUGGGUGGUAACUCUGUACGUGUCCCACUUGCAAAUGGACCUGUCCAUGAUUUCACAUGGUCUCCAACCUCCAGACAAUUCGGUGUUAUUGCGGGCUAUAUGCCAGCCACUGUAGCAUUCUUCGACAUGAGAGGUAACAUUGUUCAUUCCUUGGACAAUCAAUCAAAGAACACAAUGUUGUUUUCACCAUCGGGAAACUAUAUCCUGAUUGGUGGCUUUGGUAAUCUACAAGGUGCCGUGGAGAUUCUAGAUCGUCAUAACAAAUUCAAAUCCGUCGCGAAGUUCAACGCCACGAAUACAUCUGUAUGCAUGUGGUCUCCAGGUGGUGAAUUCAUUAUGACUGCUACUACAUCCCCAAGAUUAAGAGUUGAUAAUGCAGUUAAAGUAUGGCAUGUAUCUGGUAACCUGGUAUUUGUGAAGGAAUUCAAGGAAUUGUUGAAGGUUGACUGGAGAUCCCCAAUCAAAGUAAAGACUUACACAAAUUCACAUGUCGCCAAAGAGAUGACCAUAGAUCAAGACACCGAGACAGCUGCGUUGGAUCCUAAGUUGAACAAAUCUCAGUUAUCCAUACAUAAGAGUGUUUCUGAGUUUGCUGCAGCUCAUCCUCAACAAGCUGCUAAUCACUCCAGUGCCAAUGCAGGUAAAGGUUCUGCUAGUAAACCAGCCGGAGCUUACAAACCACCACACGCAAGAAGAGCAGGUGGAUCUGCAGGUGGCUCAUCUGUACCAGGUAUGACUAGAACUGUCCCGGGCAUGGCCAAUAAACCAAUUCCAGGUGCCUCAGGUAACACCAAGACCACCAGUAGAAGAAGAAAGGCUAAAACUCCAGACAACACCGACACCGGCUCCUCAAACAACAGUGUACCAUCUUCAUCCAGCUCCGAGGCCUCCCCAGAAGAGAAGAAGAUGAGGUCAUUGCUAAAGAAGCUAAGAUCAAUCGAGACUUUGAAACAAAGACAAAUAAACGGUGACAAACUGGAAGACACUCAGGUCCUUAAAAUCAGCACUGAGGCUAAAGUGGUAGCUGACUUGAAGACCCUAGGCUGGAGUGAAUCUGAUGCUUAA